Messenger RNA from Mollisia scopiformis, 474 nucleotides. RefSeq lists its product as uncharacterized. The transcript has a single exon. Bases 1 to 474 code for a protein of 157 amino acids. Lineage: Eukaryota; Fungi; Ascomycota; Leotiomycetes; Helotiales; Mollisiaceae. The record is from RefSeq and is a predicted model, not a curated record.
AUGGCUGGGCUGUCCUCAAGUCUCGCAUCAGCAGUUUUCAACGCAAGCGCCCCUGAACUGAAAGAUAUCCUUCGACAAAUCGCCUCGAUAUCCCCUUUUAACAAGGAGACUGUCUCCUACUUGUUGGAAUAUUUGCAGUCCGAUAAGUGGGACGAUUGUUCUGCUUUGAGAGACGUCGUUUUUGGGCUCUGUGAGCAGCUACCGAGCCUCGCAAGUCUUGUUGAGGAAGCCCUGAUAGACAAUGAAGAAGAGGUGCUCAUUGAAAAGGACCUGCUCGAAGACAGCGAAGAACCCGGUUACGAGUCCGCACGGAGCUCUUCUAUGGAUAUACAAGAAGCAUCCAGGAAGAGAAAAUGGAAAUGGAAGAUGCAUACUGUUCCCAGGUCAGAGUCCAAGAGGACGAGGUCAGCAGACAAGAUCAUCACGAUACAUGAUAUCAAUCGCUCUAUCGCGACUCCCAAGAGUCGAAGAUAG